ACAUGAUUCGUGCAGAGCCCAGCUGCCCAAUUCCAAUAUGGUGGCCAGCUUGGCAGACCUACCGUUCUUGUUGAUGAUAUUAUUGCUCUGCUGGAGGAUCAGGGACGGCGCCUGUUGCCAGCAAGCCCCGCGGGUUCUGGGGCUGCGACUGGAAAACCCAGAAGGCCGGGUGUAUAUGAAGGAGCGAAUCAUCUCUGCGCCGCAAGGAGCCAGUUUCAAGCUUCGGCUAUUCGGCUCAGAUCUGAAUGGGACCUGGCCAUUGGUCGCGUUCGCUGGGGCCAGACCCGGGGAGGACGGAGCGGAGGGAGAUGCAGCCGACCCGUGCGAACAGGAUACCCGCCGUGACUCCUCCGACUUCGAAGUCACUGGGAGGUUAAUGGCAGAUGAGGAGUACAGCGGGUUGAUAACAGUUCAGACGCGGAAUAAGACCAGUGUCUCUUCCGUCGCAUCUUCCACAGGAGGAGGGUAUGAUGCCAGGCCGACCAACCACCACCUGUGCGUGCUGAUUAACGGGAGUUGGGUGUCUGUGGGACUGGACAGGCUGCAGAUCAACAACGACACGGGUCAGCCUGAAGACUACAUCCCUCCGUGGGGUCUGGCGGUGCUCAUCGUACUGCUUAUCAUUUUGUGCGGGGUUUUGAGAAGCGUGAACCUCAGUCUGUUGUGGCUGGACCCCCUGGAGCUCUACGUCCUGCACAGCUGCGGCUCAGAGGAGGAUAAACGAGCCGCGAAGCGCCUCGAGCCAAUACGGAGACGGGGUAACUUCCUGGUCUGUUCCCUGCUCUUCCUCUGUGCUCUGGGACACUCUGUUCUAGGCGUGCUUCUCUACAGGGCCCUGGGUUCCAUAGUGGCUGCUGUGUUCACCAGCGGGUUCCUCAUCUUUCUGGUGUCAGAGCUGGUCCCCCACAUCGUGUGUUCUGGCUAUGGCUUUCAGCUGGCCCCGGGUCUCACCUGGCUGGCCCAGGUGUGCAUGGUGCUGACAUGUCCGCUGUCCUGCCCUCUGGGUCUGGUGCUGGACUUGGCGCUGAGGCGAGACAUCAGCACCUGUGGCGUGAGGGAGAGAGCCAUGGAGAUGAUCCGUACCAAUGUCAACGACCCCUACAGUGAGUUUGUAAAGGAGGAGUUCAGCCGCGGAGCCCUUCGCAGUAAGACAGUGGAGGACAUCCUGACUCCACUCAAGGACUGUUUUAUGCUGCCCUCCUCCGCCGUCCUGGACUUUUCCACCAUGUCAGAGAUCAUGCAGAGUGGAUACACACGGGUGCCAGUUUACGAAGAGGAGAGGUCCAACAUCGUGGAAAUACUGUACGUGAAGGACCUGGCUCUUGUCGACCCUGACGACUGUACUCCAAUGACAACCAUCACCAAGUUCUACAACCAUCCUCUGCACUUUGUCUUUAAUGACACCAAACUGGAUGCCAUGCUGGAGGAGUUCAAGAAAGGAAACUCUGCACUGGCCAUUGUUCAGAAGGUGAACAACGAGGGGGAGGGGGACCCGUUCUACGAGGUGCUGGGAUUGGUCACCUUGGAGGACGUGAUUGAGGAAAUCAUCAAAUCAGAGAUCCUGGAUGAGUCUGACGGAUACAUGGACAUGAAGGUGAAGCGUCCCUUGGCUCCCCUGGAGAUGUCCCUGGAGCCUCGGAGCGUCCAUGAAGAGUUCUCCCUGUUCAGGCUCCCUGAGGGGGAACCCAAGAUCAGAACCUCACCUCAGUUACUGCUGGCCACACACCGUUUCCUGUCCCGAGAGGUGGAGCACUUCAGCCCGGCCCGUGUGUCCGAGAAGGUGCUGUUUCACCUUCUGCGUCACCCCACUGUCAACCAGGAAGUCCACUUCGACUCGUCCAACCGCCUGAGCCCGGACCACUACCUCUACACGCGCAACCACCCUGUGGACUACUUUAUACUACUACUACAGGGCCGUGUGGAGGUGGAGAUUGGUAAAGAGGGUUUGAAGUUUGAAAAUGGAGCGUUCACAUACUACGGUGUGUCUGCACUCACAGCGCCAUCCUCAGUCCACCAGUCUCCAGUGUCAGCCCAGCGUCGCCCCCCAGGGGAUCCGUUUGAGUUGGGAGACGCCACCAGCCCGUCCAGCUACUGUCCUGACUACACCGUCCGUGCUCUCACUGACCUGCAGCUCAUACGGGUGACUCGUGUACAGUACCUGAGUGCUGUGGUGGCGUCCCGCGUGGGCCAGAGUCCCGACCCGCCUGAGAUCAAGAUCCUGCCCAACAGUCAGACCAAGCUUCUCAACGAGAGAAACACAGGUGCGCAAGAGUUCCCUGUAAACUUCUCCUUCUUUGACACCAUUGAAAACUACUCUUAAUGUUUUCUGUGUGCAUGAGGUGGCAGUAAAUCCCAGGAGAGUUCAACGGAAGAGGCUCAUGGGUAAUGCAGUUCUCUCCCUCAGAACUGUGUGUGUUACUCAGACAACCACCAAACCAACCAACCCAAACACAUGAGGCUGUUAUAGGAGUUUUUAUUUCAUAAUUUUUUUAAAUCUGUGAAUCCCUUAUCUCUGGAAUGCAGUGAUUGAAGUGUGUGUGUGUGUAGGUGCACUAUUCUCAGAUGAAAUCGCACAUUCAUUAUGUUUCGCAUCCAUACAAAUUGUGUGUGCCUAUCUUUCCUGUUGUAAUUCCACCUGUUUUGCCUAAGAUUACAUCACCUCAACAGUAGGUGUGUGUGUGUGUGUGUGUGUGUGUGUGUGUGUGUGUGUGUGUGUGUGUGUGUGUGUGUGUGUGCGCGCGCGUGUGCGUCUUGAAAAAGUCCUUCCAAGCAUUGGAUAUAAUUGGUGAAAUAGAUUAGAUUUCCAUAGAAAUGUGUAGACCACUAACUUGCUUUAGUUGUUCAACUAUACGUCCAUGUCCUUUUAUACACUCCCACAUACUGGUUAUAUACAUAUUUGUAUGUCGAGUCAAAUAUUGCUUGUUUUUGAGUUGUAUUUACCAUUCAAUACAUUACUUAUCUAUGCCUAUUGUGUCAUUGUCUGCAAUUAGUAAUUCAGCCCAAUUCCAAUUUUAUUUUUUAAAUUUUUUUUUAGUAUUUUGGAUGAUUAUAUUCACUCUGAAAUUAUCUGAUUUUAUUUGACCAAUUUGUAGAAAAUAUCAGAAUUGGGCUGCACAUCUAUUGCUGCCAGAGAGGACUUCAGAUCACCCAAAGUGAAUGUGGAAAAAAAGAUUAAAAUAUUUAAAAAUGUUCUGUGAUCAAUGAAAGCUGUUGCAAUGCUGUGUCCAUUCCUCAACACAGUCAGACAUUUAGCUUGUGAUGAGAGGCAGAUGUGUGUGUGCAAGCAUUCCUGCCAUAUCCCCUUGACUUUUUUCGUGGAGUGCCAACCCUAACCUAACCCAGCCUGUUUUCAUGGAUGUCUUGUGUAACCAAUCAGAUUACUGAGGUGGCCAGUUAGUGUGUGACAUAUCUGAAGCACCUUGUUGAUUAGUCGGUCUUAAUAGCCCUGUCGGUUGAGUUCCGUAAACAUUCCAUGUCACUUGUGUCCCAGUGUGUGCGUGCAACAGACCUUGCGUGUGACUCUGAACGCCUGUCUGCCAAUAUUCAGUCUUCAAGACUCCUUCAGGAAACUCAAUAUCCCAUGUUGCAGUGUAACUAGCUAUGUGUGCUGUGAAUGUUACCCACUGUCCUGUAGAGACUGGAAACCUAGAUAAGGACCUAGUCCACAAUCAACCCCUUGGUAAUUAAUUAAACACCUCUUACUGGGUCUUAGUGUUCACCUGUUCUUUUGGGACCUAGCCCAUAGAGUAAGCAGAUCUGAAGAAUAGCUGUGGGGUCUGGCUCAGGGGACCUUCUGCCAUGCAGUGUUGCCCUAUCUGGUUCCCUCGGAUCUCCAGACGUCAUUGGGCUUGAGGUCUUUUGAGUGGACCAGAGACUCUAAAGACCAACGCGGUCAAAUUCAUUAGUGUUCACUGUUGCAAAACAUUGUGUAAACAUUUAUUGAACAUGUCCAGGUAGAACCGUUUGUUUCUGUAUGUUUUUCUUCUGUUUGGUGCCUAAUGAACAUGAUCCAUGUUUCCCAGCGGCCGUGUUAGCUGUGCAGAGAUUUCGUCUGACAUCUUGCCAGCCUCAGUCGCCCUCCACUCUUCAAAAGCACGUUCUUGUUUUUGUUUUUUUUUAUUAUUUAUGUAAUUAUGGAC
Esox lucius (northern pike) is the source of this 4139-nucleotide messenger RNA. Its product is annotated as metal transporter CNNM3. Gene Ontology annotation, cellular component: plasma membrane. The transcript has 13 exons. Gene Ontology annotation, biological process: transport; magnesium ion homeostasis. NCBI's taxonomy places the organism in Eukaryota, Metazoa, Chordata, Actinopteri, Esociformes, Esocidae. The record is from RefSeq and is a predicted model, not a curated record. Gene Ontology annotation, molecular function: transmembrane transporter activity. The coding region runs from base 38 to 2320 and encodes 760 amino acids.